AUGUGGAUCGCAGAGAUAAUCCCCUCGCAGGGCUUCUUGUCCGACAAUCUUGCCCCUCGGGCUGGGGCCUCUGUAAUGAUGGACGAUGCUGCCCUUUGGGUGGUCGAUGUUGCGGUGGUGGCCGUUGCUGCGAUGUGGGAAACUUUUGCUACGCCAGUGGCUGCUGUAGGAAUAGUGAAACGGGAUGUGAAGGGAAUUCAUGCUGCCCUGCGAACUACAGUUGUUGUUCAGGAGGAGGAUGUUGCCGACCAGGGACGUACUGUGCCGUCGCCAACGGUCGUCGCGGGUGUUGCCAAAAUGGCAAGAUCUGCACCUCUGGAGGCUCAGCCGGUGGUGGUGGUGGUGGUGGUGGUGGUGGCGGCGGCGGAGAUGUCACUACUACUCGUCAUACCAGGAUCAUCGAUUGUCGAUAUAACUGCCACUGAUCCACGGAUAACAUACCGGGGCAGUUGGCAGUCUGUAGCAUCAUCGUGCAAUUCUUCUUCGCAAUCAAGAAUGGCGACAGAACCUUUCUCGUCUUUCUCCUUGGAUUUCCAAGGCAACGCCGUCUAUCUGAGCCUCUCGUCGAACAAUGCUCGAUAUACUGUCACAGUCGGCGGACGGACGACGACCUUCGGGGGGUUCGAAAGCCUGGUCAUCCCCAGCAAUUGCUCCUUAAGCUUUGAACAGGCUGGAUUACCGACCCAGUCAAACACCAUUCAAGUUACUGUUAGCGGGUCCUCAUUAGACUCUUCCUUAGCUGAUGAUCAAUGGUCCUUUGCCUUGGACAAAAUUGUUGUUGCGUCGACAGACCCUGCUGUCACGAGCUCCGCCCGCGCCGCUCAAAGUACUGUGACUGGUCUUAGCGACAAUUCUGCUCCAGCACUCAAAUGGGCGUCCAUCCGCCUAGCCACCGGGGUCGCCGUCGUUUCAGUAUUCUUCCUGUUUUAG
Pleurotus ostreatus (oyster mushroom) is the source of this 930-nucleotide messenger RNA. RefSeq lists its product as uncharacterized. Lineage: Eukaryota; Fungi; Basidiomycota; Agaricomycetes; Agaricales; Pleurotaceae. Bases 1 to 930 code for a protein of 309 amino acids. The transcript is spliced from 7 exons. The record is from RefSeq and is a predicted model, not a curated record.